Messenger RNA from Cryptococcus amylolentus CBS 6039, 543 nucleotides. RefSeq lists its product as hypothetical. The record is from RefSeq and is a predicted model, not a curated record. NCBI's taxonomy places the organism in Eukaryota, Fungi, Basidiomycota, Tremellomycetes, Tremellales, Cryptococcaceae. The coding region runs from base 1 to 543 and encodes 180 amino acids. The transcript has a single exon.
AUGGCAGAGACAGCUGUAGCAGCGACUUUGAGUCGACGUUCAGCUUUGCUGGCGGAUUCGAGAGCGUCGUCAACUUCAGACUGGGUGGUGGUAGCCGAGUCGAUCUUUUCGUCGUCGCUAAUGACGGUUGUGGAACGGCUCUCGAGCUGGAUCGCACGCUUGACGUCGUAUCCUGCGUACUUUGGGCCGGUUAGCACGUUGUAUCAGAUUGAGAAGACAGCAAUGUACCUCGAGACUCGUCAUCAGAUCAGCAAGGCUGUUCAACGCCUGGGCGAGGGUAUCUUUCACUUUGCUCGAGCUGCGAUAGUGAUGGAACCAAGAGGGAUGGGCAAGGUCUUGAACAAUGGGUGCCGUCUUGUCAAACCAUCUGUGUUGCUGGUGUUGGUUAUGCUCUUUUCGUGCCGCCUAAUGGUGCACUCACUCGACCAAGUGUCCCAUGUUGCGGAUUCGAACAUCCCAGGCAUCUCCUCCUAUGUGUUGCGCCACUGCGAACGCUUCUCGAGCAGGUACGACAGCACAUCGUUCGACCUAUCGAUGGAUUAG